GCCGGGCUAGGCGAGUCCGGGGCGGCACCGAAGCCUCGGGACUCCGGGGCGGGGCCGAGGCCGGCGGUCGGCGGCGCCGCUAGUUCAGGUGUUGCGGCGGCUCCACGUCGCCAAGCGGCCGGCGGGGCUGGGGCGCGCGGAGCUCGGGGCGCGUCUCCUCGCGUGAGCCCGGGCGGGCCCCAGCGUCCCGCGCGCCGGCCCUCGGGCUCCGGCGAGGCCAUGGCGGGGCCGGGCCCGGGGGACCCCGACGAGCAGUACGAUUUCCUGUUCAAGCUGGUGCUGGUGGGCGACGCGAGCGUGGGCAAGACGUGCGUGGUGCAGCGCUUCAAGACCGGCGCCUUCUCGGAGCGCCAGGGCAGCACCAUCGGCGUCGACUUCACCAUGAAGACGCUGGAGAUCCAGGGCAAGCGGGUCAAGCUGCAGAUCUGGGACACAGCUGGCCAGGAGCGGUUCCGCACCAUCACCCAGAGUUACUACCGCAGUGCCAACGGGGCCAUCCUUGCCUACGACAUCACCAAGAGAAGCUCCUUCCUGUCUGUCCCUCACUGGAUCGAGGACGUGAGGAAGUACGCAGGCUCCAACAUCGUGCAGCUGCUCAUCGGGAACAAGUCGGACCUCGCGGAGCUGCGGGAGGUGCCCCUGGCCGAGGCCCAGAGCCUGGCCGAUCACUACGACAUCCUGUGCGCCAUCGAGACCUCCGCCAAGGACUCGAGCAACGUGGAGGAGGCCUUCCUGCGGGUGGCCACCGAGCUGAUCGUGAGGCACGGGGGCCCCAUGAUCAGCGAGAAGGGCGCCGACCACAUCCAGCUGGACAGCAAGGCGGUGGGCGAGGGCUGGGGCUGCGGCUGCUGACGCCGCGGAGCGCAGGAGGCCCGGGCUGCCGCCCAGCGUCGGCCUCCACCGUCUCCUGCCUUGACGUCGCCGCUCUCCAGGGCUCGCCCAUGCCCUGGACUCUUCCAGAUCAUUCCAGAACCUUCCAGAUCAUUCUGGAGCCUCCCUCUGGAACCCAGAGAGCAAGAUGACCAGAGCAACGAGCACAGCCAGGGAGGCCCGGCUCCUCUGGACCCAGCCUCCGCGUUCACUGCCAGCUCCUCCGCCAGACACCUCCCUGGGGCCCGCUGGCUCGCUGCCUUAUCAGACCUCGAGUUUUUCUGCUUUUCCAUGGAGCUUGUCAUUUUCAGACGGCACAAGCGUGGGGUCAUGGCCCGUGGCCAGCCGGGGACUGUCUGCUGGCCGGGGGCCCAGAGACUGGCCACUCAGGUUGCUGCGGAGCCGGCUCUCAGAAGUCCAGCGAGCCGGGAGCCUUUGAGGAAGGCAGCCUGGAGGCUGGCGGGGGGCCGCGCAGCGGGUUCUGCCUUCACCCAGAACCAGCAGACCCAGCAGCGGCUUGCAGCCCGCUUCCCUGAGACCUGGCCCUCGGCAGGACCCCUUCCUGCAUGGUCAGGAGCCCCCGUGCCCGGUCGAGCUUUAGUUUUCCCAACAACAAUGUCCAGGCCCUGAUGGUUCUUGGUGUGGCUAUGUUCACCCCGCUGGGCCCUUAAUACCCUCAACCUGGCCAGGUGCAGGGGCUCAGGCCUGGCACCCCAGCAGCUCAGGAGGCUGAGGCAGGAGGAUCACAAGAUGGAGGCCAGCCUCAGCCACUUAGCAAGGCCCUCAGCAACUCAGCGAGACCCUGUCUCUAAAUAAAAUAGAAAAAGGUCUGGGGAGGUGGCUCAGUGGUUAGGCGCCCCUGAGUUCAGUCCCAAGGAAAAAAAAAAUUGCUUCCCCCUGUGCUGGGUGCUGAGGUGAAAUUGGGGCCUCUUGGAAAACAGCGUGGAGGAUUCAGAGGGGAGCUAGGCCCCGGGCCCUGGGAGAACCCUCAGCAUGGACUCCUCACCCCACCUAAAUAAACUGCUCUCAGCCUCUUA
Sciurus carolinensis (gray squirrel) is the source of this 1907-nucleotide messenger RNA. RefSeq names its product RAB43, member RAS oncogene family (gene Rab43). Gene Ontology annotation, biological process: protein secretion; regulation of exocytosis. The transcript has 3 exons. Gene Ontology annotation, molecular function: GTPase activity; GTP binding. The record is from RefSeq and is a predicted model, not a curated record. NCBI's taxonomy places the organism in Eukaryota, Metazoa, Chordata, Mammalia, Rodentia, Sciuridae. Bases 220 to 852 code for a protein of 210 amino acids.